Messenger RNA from Protopterus annectens (West African lungfish), 2951 nucleotides. RefSeq names its product ankyrin repeat domain 46 (gene ANKRD46). Lineage: Eukaryota; Metazoa; Chordata; Ceratodontiformes; Protopteridae. The record is from RefSeq and is a predicted model, not a curated record. The transcript is spliced from 5 exons. The coding region runs from base 755 to 1441 and encodes 228 amino acids. Gene Ontology annotation, molecular function: protein binding.
AGAUUACCGCAAAAUAUACUACUGUACCAACUUUCUAAUUUUGUAAGGGCAUUUUUUUUUAAAUCGGACCCUUUUUGGCUUUGUCCAGAUUUCUUGUGCUCAUUGUUGCAGUGUGGUUCCCAAACACGCUAGAUAACUAACCACUUUUUUUAUGAAAACUGGAUGCAUGCAUGUAACAUGCAUUCGCGAUUCAAGCAUGUACACACACAACCCCACAUUUUAAGCAGCCUAGCACGAUUAACUACUGGUAGAGUGACUGUGUUUCAUAAUUUGCAGCCAGACUCGUAAAAAAACAGCCAUUGGUCACAGGUCACUUGCUCUUUUUCAUCUUGUAUGCAAGGAACUGGCGGUCGUAGAGUGCCGUGAAUCAACACAACAGCGCUGUCGUAAACUCUGGGAUCUACAGUCUGUCUGACAUUUUACAGGGUGGCGGUUGUAAACAAGAUUGGUAACGGGAAAGCGGUCCUUAGGCUUUUGGACACUCUCAUGAAGUUUUGCUGAUCUUUUUUGUGACGGCAGUCCAGAGUGAUUUAGAAGUCGCACCCCUGUUGUGCUGAAGCAGAUGCGCAUAUAGAAAAUACUGUGUUCCAUCAGGAGGAAGAGCUCACAAGUGAUCUUUCAUACGGUGAAGGUAUGACAUGUUGAAUCAUUUUACCUGUGCCUUCAACUGAGACAUUGGAAGGGAGUGAUUCUAGUACCUCUGCUCACAAUUUACCAGCAAAUUGUCACAGGUGUGUGAUCCUGAAGUGAUAAAAUGUCCUAUAUUUUUGUAAAUGACUCCUCUCAGACCAAUAUUCCACUGUUGCAAGCUUGCAUUGAUGGAGAUUUCAACUACUGCAGACGUCUAGUAGAAACUGGUUUUGACCCAAAUGUUCGGGAUAGCCGUGGCAGAACAGGUCUUCAUCUUGCUGCAGCUAGAGGAAAUGUAGAUAUUUGCCAGCUUUUGCACAAAUUUGGUGGGGAUCUGCUGGCUACUGAUUACCAAGGGAACACAGCUCUUCACUUAUGCGGUCACGUGGACACAAUCCAGUUUCUAGUAUCUAAUGGUCUUAAAAUUGAUAUUUGUAACCAUCAGGGAGCAACGCCUCUUGUCCUUGCAAAACGAAGAGGGGUAAAUAAAGAUGCCAUUAGAUUGCUUGAAUCACUGGAGGAACAAGAAGUGAAGGGUUUCAAUAGAGGAACUCAUUCAAAACUGGAAACCGUACAAACAGCAGAAAGCGAAAGUGCAAUGGAGAGCCACUCUCUUCUUAAUCCAAAUCUACAGCAAGGAGAGGGUGUGCUUUCAAGUUUCCGCACCACAUGGCAGGAGUUUGUUGAAGAUUUAGGAAUGUGGAGAGUACUGCUGCUGGUUGUUGUCAUUGCAUUACUUUCCCUUGGAAUUGCGUAUUAUGUCAGUGGAGUGCUUCCAUUUGUUGAAGAUCAAGCUGAACUGGUGCACUGAACAAGAGAAUGAAGAGUGUUCUUUUCUUAGUUCUUGUAAUUUUGGGUUAACUGCUGAAACAAAUUGCAGUUUAACAUAUACUUUUCUUUAUUUCACAAACCCAUUAUUUUGGCUUCUCUGAGAUAUUCAGUUAUUUAACUAUUCUUUGGAUGGACCAUCAAAGAUAUAAAGAUAAAAUACUGUAAAGCAUUUUUUCACUGGCACAUUAAUCAUAUAGAAGUAGACUGUUAAAUAUGUUUCUAGCACAAGCCAUGGUCAAUGAGAGACUGGAAUGUUACCAAUCGAAAUGUUCCACUCUGGUUAUUAUCACCUUGGAAGCAAGUAAAGGUAAAUACAUUACAUUCUGAAUUGGUUUUACUUGGUUAUUGUCAGAAGUGAUUUUUAAAACUACCUUUUGUUCUAUAUCAGCUUGGUGGAACUUUGCUCCAGACAGUAUCCUAAAUUUUGACUGUGGUUUGUUGAGGGAUCAGCACAUGUGCAUUUUAGGUUUUAACUGCUUGCAGUUUUGAGUACAGAAAAGUCUCUAGAAAAUAAACAAAAAUAGAUUCUGGAGCACGAGACUGAGACAAGUAAAAAAAUAAAACAAAACACUAACCUCUUUAAUAAAAUACACUUUUCAUUCAGCUGCUAUAGCCAUGUUGUCACAUGAUUAACUCAAUAUAAGGUGUGUCAGUUCUCUUGUUUCUUGUCUGAUGAAGUUUGGCUGUAGCAGCCGAACGAAAAGCGUAUUUUAUUAAAGAGCUUAGCGUUUUAUUUUAUUUUUUACUUGUCAGUCUCUCGUGCUCCAGAAUCUAUUUUUAUUUAUUUUCUAGUUCGCUUUGUGGUAACAGAAAAGUCUCUAUCAUCCAAAAAUGCUGUUAUAAACAACACAAUGCAGUAUAUAAUGAAAAUGUGAUGCAUCUGUAGUUGGGCUCCUGAAGAUUAAAUCCUCAUCGGUGGUAAAGUACUAGUGGACAGGAGUAGUACCAGCAGCUGGUUGAAACAGUAAAGGAAGGUAACUGCAAACUACAACCCAUUCACAUUAGUUUGAUUUGCAGAGCCGUACUACAGUGUUGGCAAAUCUGUUUCAUUACUGUAAAUUAAAUAAAAGCAGUUUUUCAUGUUAAUUGUAGUGCAUGUUUCAGAAAACUAAUAUUUUGAAGCAGUUCUAAAAUGCUGUGACAUAUAGUGGAUUUUAAUAUACUGUCCAGUAGCCUUGUCCGGAAAAUUAUUUUAAACUGUCAAGUAGUCAUUUUCUCUCUUAUUUAUUGCUAAGUUACCUUUGGGUAGUUUAAUCUGUGUAGUUCUGUAAAGUAGUGUUAGACUGGAAAAUACAGAAAGAAAUCAAAUGUUUAGUUUUCACGUAUCACAGUAUUGACAGAGCUGCAAGCUGCAGUUCUUUUAUUUUAUGAAACCAACGUGUUUUAACAGUUGUAGACCUUAGUUCCUGUGUUUAAAAAUGAAAAAUGUUUUUUUUUUGUGAGAAAUCUGACUGCAUUCCUGGAAUAAAAUUAAAAAUUGUUAAAUACUG